GCUCCUUAAACAGUUCUCCUUCCUCCUAUAGCUCAUCAACAGAUCUCCUUCCUCCUAUAGCUCCUCAACAGUUCUCCUUCCUCCUAUAGCUCCUCAACAGAUGUGUAGUCUAGACCUCAUACCUCCUCAACAGUAGAUGCGACUGCUGUAUUGAUGCCACAGCAGCCCUGUGAGUGUUCCCGCUUCGUCGAGCACGCCCCCCGCCCAGUAGCAGCGUGCACGUCGUGUGCGCGCAGGACCCUUCCCUACAGUACAAGACAGUACCAAACCGAGCCUGGAGCCUGACGCAAGGUAGCGCACCCAGAGAACAGCGAGCGAGAGAGAGAGAGAAGAUGGACGGAGUGGGAUCGUUCGGAGCGGGCCUGGCAGGUGCUGCCUUCGACCCGGUUUCCUUCAUCAAGCAACCGACCACCAUCCUCAGGGUCCUGUCCUGGGUAUUCUCCCUGGUGGUGUUUGCCUCUAUAGUGAACGAGGGCUAUGUGAACCUGGGCAGUGAACGUCUCCACUGUGUGUUCAAUAAGAAUGCUGAUGCGUGUAACUACGGAGUGUUCUGUGGUCUGCUGGGCUUGUUGCUGUGUUCCUUCUUCUUCCUGCUGGAUGUCAAGUUCCAACAGAUCAGCUCUAUUAAGGACAGGAAGAAGGCUGUGAUGCUGGAGGUCGGGCUUUCAGGUUUCUGGACGUUCCUGUGGUUUGUGAGUUUCUGUUUCCUGGCCAAUCAGUGGUCUAGGACCGCCUCUGAGGACCUGCCACUCAACCAGGGGGCCGACGCAGCCAGGGCCUCUAUCGCCUUCUCAUUCUUCUCCAUCCUCACCUGGGCUGGUCUGACGGUGCGUGCAGUCCAGAAAUAUCUCCUGGGAACAGACAUGACCCUCUUCACCACCGACCAUCUGGACGGAGUCGCCCCGGUAACACCAUACCCCCCCACCACCGGGGGCGCCAUCGAGCCCAGCGACAACUACCAGAGCCCCCCGUUCACAGAGGGGCUGGAAGCCCCCGCCCCCACAUACCAGGUCCCCAUAUACUAGCACCUCCCUGUCCUACUAGUCUCUACCUGUCCUACUAGUCCCUCCCUGUCCUACUAGUCCCUACCUGUCCCCACCUCCCUGUCCCCACAUACCAGGUCCCCAUAUACUAGUCCCUCCCUGUCCUACUAGUCCCUACCUGUCCUACAAGUCCCUCCCUGUCCCCACCUCCCUGUCCCCCUAGUCCCUCCCUGUCCUACUAGUCCCUCCCUGUCCCCCUAGUCCCUCCCUGUCCUACUAGUCCCUCCCUGUCCUACUAGUCCCUCCCUGUCCUACUAGUCCCCCCUGGUCCCCCUAGUCCCUCCCUGUUCCCACCUCCCUGUCCUACUAGUACCUCCCUGUCCUACUAGUCCCUUCCUGUCCUACUAGCCCCUCCCUGUCCUACUAGCCCCUCCAUGUUCCCACCUCCCUGUCCUACUAGUCCCUCCCUGUCCUACUAGUCUCUCCCUGUCCUACUAGUCCCUCCCUGUCCUACUAGUCCCUCCCUGUCCUACUAGUCCCUCCCUGUCCCCCUAGUCCCUCCCUGUUCCCACCUCCCUGUCCUACUAGUCCCUCCCUGUCCUACUAGUCCCUCCCUGUCCCCCUAGUCCCUCCAUGUUCCCACCUCCCUGUCCUACUAGUCUCUCCCUGUCCUACUAGUCCCUCCCUGUCCUACUAGCCCCUCCCUGUCCUACUAGUCCCUCCCUGUCCCCCUAGUCCCUCCCUGUUCCCACCUCCCUGUCCUACUAGUCCCUCCCUGUCCUACUAGUCCCUCCCUGUCCCCCUAGUCCCUCCCUGUUCCCACCUCCCUGUCCUACUAGUCCCUCCCUGUCCUACUAGCCCCUCCCUGUCCCCCUAGUCCCUCCCUGUUCCCACCUCCCUGUCCUACUAGUCCCUCCCUGUCCUACUAGUCCCCCCCUGUCCUACUAGCCCCCCCUGUCCUACUAGUCCCUCCCUGUCCUACUAGUCCCUCCCUGUCCUACUAGUCCCUCCCUGUCCUACUAGUCCCUCCCUGUUCUACUAGUCCCUCCCUGUCCUACUAGUCCCUCCCUGUCCCCCUAGUCCCUCCCUGUCCUACUAGUCCCUCCCUGUUCCCACCUCCCUGUCCUACUAGUCCCUCCCUGUCCUACUAGUCCCUCCCGGUCCCCCUAGUCCCUCCCUGUUCCCACCGCCCUGUCCUACUAGUCCCUCCCUGUCCCCCUAGUCCCUCCCUGUUCCCACCUCCCUGUCCUACUAGUCCCUCCCUGUCCUACUAGUCCCUCCCUGUCCUACUAGUCCCUCCCUGUUCCCACCUCCCUGUCCUACUAGUCCCUCCCUGUCCUACUAGUCCCUCCCUGUCCUACUAGCCCCUCCCUGUCCUACUAGUCCCUCCCUGUCCUACUAGUCCCUCCCUGUCCCACCUCCCUGUCCUACUAGUCCCUCCCUGUCCACCUAGUCCCUCCCGGUCCCCCUAGUCCCUCCCUGUUCCCACCGCCCUGUCCUACUAGCCCCUCCCUGUCCUACUAGUCCCUCCCUGUCCCCCUAGUCCCUCCCUGUUCCCACCUCCCUGUCCUACUAGUCCCUCCCUGUCCUACUAGUCCCUCCCUGUCCCACUAGUCCCUCCCUGUCCCCCUAGUCCCUCCCUGUUCCCACCUCCCUGUCCUACUAGUCCCUCCCUGUCCUACUAGCCCCUCCCUGUCCUACUAGUCCCUCCCUGUUCCCACCUCCCUGUCCUACUAGUCCCUCCCUGUCCCACUAGUCCCUCCCUGUCCCCCUAGUCCCUCCCUGUUCCCACCUCCCUGUCCUACUAGCCCCACCCUGUCCUACUAGCCCCUCCCUGUCCUACUAGUCC
Messenger RNA from Salvelinus fontinalis (brook trout), 2832 nucleotides. RefSeq names its product synaptogyrin-3-like. The coding region runs from base 333 to 1025 and encodes 230 amino acids. Gene Ontology annotation, cellular component: synaptic vesicle membrane; neuromuscular junction. The record is from RefSeq and is a predicted model, not a curated record. NCBI's taxonomy places the organism in Eukaryota, Metazoa, Chordata, Actinopteri, Salmoniformes, Salmonidae. The transcript has 4 exons.